UCUCUCUCUCAGUCUCUCUCUCUCUCUCUCUUCCAUAUUUUCUUCUUGGUUAAAACCUCAAUUUGUCCCUCAACAUUGGUACGGAUCCCCAAUUAAUCCAUUUUGGUCAAGACACAUCAAAAAAUUUAAACGCGUAAGAUUUACGGGAAUGCCAUGGAAAAAAACCAUUCAACCUUUCCGGGUCAGCAUCACCAAGGAACAGGGGCAUCGCCUUUGCCGAGGGUUCCACCUGGAGGAUUGUAAACCAAUGUGCCUUGCUACUGAGCGUGUGUGCUUUAUUGUAGAUGUUUGUUCAUUGUGAUAAAUUGUUGAAACUUUAUUUGUUUGUCUUCCUUCACUGCCACUGUUUUAUUGUAUGUGUCUGUAUGUACUGUCUGGAUUAGUCAUCAUAAAGAGUGAAUUUACAGUUUGCAUUUUAGUUACUUGAGAUAGGGGCCAUAUAUUAUACUGUCUAUUUCUAAUUUUUGUUAGUUGAUAUUUGCAGUAUAAUCAAACAGCAAAUUGCUUAUCUUUGUUAUUUCUUAUUUUUCUUCUUGGAUUUGCAUUAAUUGGUGAAAAAUGGAAGUUUAUUUUCAGUCUAUUCUCUUUUUUCUUUAAUCAAGGUUUAACUAACUGUUGCAUUCUGCCUUGCUUGAUUGACAUGCAAACAUUCUGACAGUCUGUCUUGGUAGAUGUCUGGACUUGAUAUCAGAGCUUUGUCAGUGGUCUUAAGAGUUGUUUGGUUAUUGUUGUUUGGCUUUGCGCAUCUUCUGGAAAAGCUUAAUGUAGUUCUGAUGAUAAUUGGUGCUUUUGUUGUUUUUGGCUCAUUGGUGUUUGAAUUUCUGCUUGUAUUGUUUGAUUUGCUUGUCCGCUUGUUAUCUUGAUUUGCUUUAUGUGCCUAAUUGGUUUGUUGAAUUUAGUGCAUAUUUGUGUUGUUUCACUAGUUUGACCUUAUUUCUUAAUUCAAAUUAGCAUUGACUUUUCUUUUGCUUGAUGUAGAGUGAUCAAUUGAGUUAUGGAUGGGUGUGUCAUUCAGGUGCAUGACAGCUUAUUGGACGCAGAUGCUUUUUGUGGUUCUUGUGAUUGCGUGAUUGCAGACUAUAUAAAAUCUGGCUUCAUGAAUGCGUUAGCUGUGCUUUUACGGCUACUUCUGUUGAUCUGCUCCUUUAAGAUGUGGUUCAUUUCUAAGUGCUAGUUGUUACAACUGCUGAUCUAGUUUACAUGCACAAUGGACUUUUGGAUUUGUUCUACUGAGUUUGGGGUCUUUAUGGGUUCAGCAGAAGAUUGGUUGAGAGGCUAGAAUUAUGCUUUCCCUUCCUUAUGGCUUUGCCAGCAAGUGAUCACAGGAUCUUUGUAUAUCGUACCAAAUGUUUCUGUCCUGUACAAUGUGCUUCUGGAAAGAACAAUAAUUAACGUGUGCUUGUUUUACUCUUGACAUUUUGGUUGUAAAUAAUGUGAGUGGUGUCCC
This is a messenger RNA of Rubroshorea leprosula, 1447 nucleotides long. The record is from the annotation of a GenBank genome assembly. NCBI's taxonomy places the organism in Eukaryota, Viridiplantae, Streptophyta, Magnoliopsida, Malvales, Dipterocarpaceae.